Linepithema humile (Argentine ant) is the source of this 2555-nucleotide messenger RNA. RefSeq names its product neuropeptide CCHamide-1 receptor-like. Gene Ontology annotation, molecular function: neuropeptide receptor activity. The record is from RefSeq and is a predicted model, not a curated record. Gene Ontology annotation, biological process: G protein-coupled receptor signaling pathway. Gene Ontology annotation, cellular component: plasma membrane. Lineage: Eukaryota; Metazoa; Arthropoda; Insecta; Hymenoptera; Formicidae.
UGUCGAAUUGAUAUCUCGUUACUGUACAUGAAGCAAUUUUUAAUAGAUUAUUUCUUUUCUCUGUGAUGCGAUAAUUAAUGCGAUUAGUGUGUUUUAUUAAUAUUUCCUGAUUAUUUUGACACUUGGUAACGCAUUUUCUCCGGAUAAAUAUAAAAUUUUUGAUCUUUAAAAUAUUUAAUUAAUAUAUCGGUCGAAUUGGUAGAAUUUUUCCUGGAAAAAUCAAUUCCUAAGCAUUAAAAGCUGAAAAUCGAUUUAGUCUAAUCUCAAGAAAACGCGCCAGUUUUAUAAAAGAGCAGGCGCUUAGAGAGGAAUUUACAAGAUGACAGAAGACGACAUUUUAAACAUAAGCAUGAGCAUUGAGAAAUUGAACGCGAGCAAUAUAAGCUGCGAAAAGUGUGAUCCCGAUUUCGAAUACAUACCGUUGAGUGAACGACCCGAGACUUAUAUCGUACCCCUAGUGUUUUCUCUAAUUUUGAUUGUGGGUGUAGUAGGAAACGGUAUCUUGAUUCUUAUUCUACUAUGUAACUCCAAUAUGAGGAAUAUACCAAAUACUUACGUCUUAUCUUUGGCUUGGGGCGAUUUAUUGGUGAUACUAAUUUGUGUACCUUUCACGUCUAUUGUUUAUACUCUUGAAUCAUGGCCGUGGGGCAUAACUAUAUGCAAAUUAUCCGAAUUUGCUAAAGACAUUUCGAUCGGUGUGUCAGUAUUUACUCUAGCAGCUUUAUCAGCCGAAAGAUAUUGUGCUAUCGUGAACCCCAUUCGUCACCACGUAGCGAAUUUAAGCGCAAAGCGACUAACCAUCUUAACGACACUCCUCAUCUGGAUCUUAGCGAUUGCUUUAGCUAUGCCUGCCGCUGUCUUCUCUCACGUUCCGUCUAUAAUGAUAUAUGACAACUACAGCAUUUUAAUUUGCAAUCCUUACCCCGACGAGUAUGGAGACACCUACAAAAAAGGCAUGGUAAUGUUUAAAUUUCUGGCAUAUUACGCAAUACCGCUGUGUGUGAUAGCUGGUUUCUAUCUGGGCAUGGCGCGGCAUUUAACAUUGUCCACCAGAAAUAUACCAAGUGAACUUCCAGAUUGUGAUCAUCAUCUGGAACAGAUAAGAGCGCGCAGAAAGGUGGGCAGAAUGGUAGUGUGUUUCAUAAUCAUUUUCGUGAUUUGUUUUCUGCCAUAUCACGUGUUCAUGCUGUGGUUCCACUUUUGCCCUUCGUCGCAGGACGACUAUGAUUAUUUCUGGCACAUCUUCAGAAUAAUCGGUUUCUGCCUAAGUUUUAGCAAUAGCUGCGUUAAUCCGAUUGCUCUGUAUUUAAUCAGCCGCACGUUUCGACAAAGGUUUAACAAAUAUUUGUGCUACUGUAUACCGGGUGGCUCGGCUAUCUGCGGUAGAGAUCGAAGGGAAAGGAGAAUCCGUAGUAAUGGUAGUUCCAUAAGAAAUCGGGGUAAUAUGCAGGGCACAUUUUGUGAAACUAGUUUUGGUUCCACCUUUCGAAAGCGUACGCAGGAGUUUAACUCGACCGGGGUAUUCGAGAUGGGCAGCAUAGAAACGACUAAAUCUAUCCCGAGCGAUCGAAACUCGUUAUUUCGUAACAUUAAGUUGAAUCGGAUUAUAAUGAAGAGAUAUUCAUCGGCACCGUGUUUAGAAGAUGUUGGUAGUGAGUUUAAAAGAACAAAAGGCAUUGGAGAAUAUGCGGAUCCAAAUACAAAGGAAUAUCUCCAAUUGGCUUUAAACAGAGUCCUAGAAUUACAACAAGAAAUCAAGGACGGCACAUAUGUCGCAGAAACUAAUAACGAUAACGAUGAUCUGGACAUGUCGGACAAUGAAGAAGAUUUAACUAAAGAAAUUCUUGUCAAAGUAUUUCAAGAUUUACCCGGAACAUCCAGUUCGGUCGCUAAAAUAGUAGAUAGAGAAAUGCGCUGCAAGAACCGUAUGAACGCAAUUCAUAGUAGCAGAAUACAAUUACUAGGUUUCGAUACUUGUCGAAGAAUGGCUCUUGAAUUCAUGAAGACCAUUAUGCGGGAAUCGCGAAACAGAUCCUCCUCAUUAAAUACGGCCAAAUUCAACGAUUUAUCGUUCCAACAGAACGAAUUGUUGUAUUCGAGAGAUAGGAUUCUAGCCAGCGAUUUGCGUAAACGAGAAUCCAACGUGCAAGAAAUACGGACGAGAAUGUUGAGAAGUCUGGAUUUGCAUUUGGCCGUCAAACAAAGAGACUACACAGCCAAAUUAAUGAGAUCGGGUAUAUAGUGCUGCGUAUGACAUUCUUGAAUAGAUAAGUAUAAAGGAGGAAAUCUCUAAAUUAUAUUCUACAGCUGCAGCAUGUGCCGCAUUGGUAUUAAGAUAAUGAUAAUUUACAAAGUAUAUUUUCUCCCAAGACAUCUCUACUUACUAAAUAUUAUUAGUACUUUUUUCAUACGUGAUAAAAAGCCGCCUAAAAGAUAUCGUAUCUAUGCAGUACGCAUUUAUGAAAACCUAUCUAGUCAUCCACUAUUACUAGUCAUUACGUGCAUGAUUAUUCUAUAAAGCUGAUUAAUUAUUUUAGAUAUUAUAAAUGCAUUAU